GGGCAACCAACUAUUUACAGUUCAAGAAUUUUUCCUUGUGACUCCAUGUUCCAUUGCACUCGCCAUUUCCUGCCCGGUUUACUCCUCUGGCCGACCUCCUUUUGAUUCAAUUUUUCUGAGUGAAAUCUCGAUACGCAGUACAUGAGUGAGACGUCAAUGGUUGUAUCAACUAAUACUAUUUUGAAUUUCGCCCAAGGCCAGAUGUGGAUCACAUCCCAACAUACCCGUUAGAUCCACCUAAUCAAAUCAAUUACAUUUCGAAAGGUCAUGGGAUUCACAAUUCACAUGGUUUUUGCAGUGUGAUUUCAUGGUAUCAUUCAUAAAACGUCUACACAGUAUCUUCUCAGCACCUACCACAGGAUUUAAAGUGCCGUAUGGCCAAGGCUCUCUGGGCGCGUGAAAGACAAAAGGGACAAGAACGAGGGCAUGAAGUCGUUCAAUAAUUGGUUUAGAUUGAUAGUCGUUCUCCAAGUUACUCAUCAUCAUUACAACCUCUGUACAGACAGAAAAAAAUCCCGUCGCGAAGCAGAACACGACAAGCGUCUCGCGUCUACCUCUCACGCUUGUCGGAUUCUUUUCAUCUUUUUUCAUCCGGGCAACAAGCGAUCGAUGUCUGCUCAAGGAAAUCAAGAAAUGGGGUCGCUGCGUAUGCUCGCGUUCGCUCUCCUCUUGCCUCUCGUGUGUGCCACCAACAUCAAGUAUUGUGAGAAUUCUGGGGACUAUGUCGUGAAGGUGAGCGAUGUCCAGAUAUCGCCGAACCCAGUGGUUCCAGGCAAGCCGACCACCUUCGACAUCUCUGCUUCUACAGGGCUUGUACACUUUAAGGAUAACCAUGGAGGAUGACCUGAAUCGGCCGUUAACCUGCAUCAGCUUCGAUUUCAGGAUAGGAUUUGGAUCUCUGGUCUUCAACAGUUGAAAAUCCCCCAUACCCAUAUCUUUGAGCGACUUCAAAAGGUCAAAUACUAUUUUCUUUUCCGAACAUGAGAUCCCACGCCAUAGUUUACUGUAUUUCCUGGUUUACUAUUCUUCUAUAUCUCAAAAGUACUUUGAAUCUCCCUCGUAAAUGAAAAUACGUUUGCAUCUAGACGGCUUAUCGGUGCAUUGGAUGUCAUAAGUCAUUUCAACUUCA
Messenger RNA from Syzygium oleosum, 1129 nucleotides. RefSeq lists its product as uncharacterized. The transcript has 4 exons. Gene Ontology annotation, molecular function: sterol binding. Gene Ontology annotation, biological process: intracellular sterol transport. Bases 427 to 843 code for a protein of 138 amino acids. Lineage: Eukaryota; Viridiplantae; Streptophyta; Magnoliopsida; Myrtales; Myrtaceae. The record is from RefSeq and is a predicted model, not a curated record.